Pimephales promelas (fathead minnow) is the source of this 3251-nucleotide messenger RNA. NCBI's taxonomy places the organism in Eukaryota, Metazoa, Chordata, Actinopteri, Cypriniformes, Leuciscidae. The record is from RefSeq and is a predicted model, not a curated record.
ACCUUUUAGUGAUUUUUUUCUUUUUUCUUUUAAAACACACCGCGAUCGGGCAUGUCGGAGAAUAGCGCGCUGGUAGCACGCUGGCACACGGCUAAAUGCAGAGAAGGGAUAGAACAGAUAAUCUGCUGUGCGAUGUGAAGAAGAGACUCCUGUUCAUCAUGCUAACAUCUGAGGAUGAAGAACAGCUCGAGGAGGAAGAUCAGGUUGUUCCUGCUCUGUUGCCUCAUGGAGGAUGAUUGAAACUCCAGCUCCAUCUGGUGACCCUGAGCCAAUCAGAGAGCAGCAGGAAGUGUGCCUCCACCAAUCGCAGCGCUCGCAGGAGACAGAGGGAUGAGCCUGUGUUCACAGACGCCGAGCAGCUGUGAGAGAGCGAGAGGAGGGAGGAAUGAACAGAGGAGAGAGUGUGUCCUACAGGGAUGGAGAGACUGGGAUGCGGUUGCUAGGCAACAGUGAGGAGGAGACCUUCAUCUUUCUGCAGCUCGUUCCACAUUGAGCAAAAGCACGGGGAAAGGUUCUCAGUUCAUACGGAGGGAUAUAAAAGCUUUUCCAGGGAACGAUACGGAAAGAGAACGACUGGGAAAAGGGGCGGAGCCUCCAGGUGUUAUUACGUAAUCUGGACUGGGAUUAUGUGUCGGGAAUCCUUCUGCGAUUCAGGGAUGAAUGAUGAAAAGCGGGAUCCUGCAUGUCAUCGGUUCUAUAUGUCAGAGAGACUGAGAGCUUGUCUUCGGGACUGUCCUGAAAUCCUCUUUGUCUGAGGAGAAACACAGACGUGACCAGCUUCACCCCCCACACACACACACACACACACAGUCAGAUCUGAACACACUCAUCUACAAUAAGCAUUAUGGAUGUCAUGAAGAGCUGAGAGAUCGACAGAGCUGAAGGGGAACAGAGACUGCGGAGAGAAACUCUUCUGUUUGUGAUCAGGAGCUGAGGAUGGGAACCACUGAAGCCACUUUACGCAUGGAGAACAUGGAGGUCAAAGAUGAGUGGCAGGACGACGAUUUCCCACGGCCUCUUCCUGAAGAUGGUGAUGUAGAUGGACUCACUGACAACACUUCUGUUCAUGGCGCUCUGGCGGCGGAUCAUGUGGAUUCUGUCCGGCAAAAGCGUCGCACGCUCAUCGCUCCGGAUAUCAACCUGUCGCUGGACAAAAGUGAAGGUUCACUUCUUUCUGAUGACUUUCUGGAAACUCCAGACGACCUGGACAUCAACGUGGACGACAUGGACACGCCGGAUGACGACUCUCUCGGCUCCAACAACAACGGCACCGAGCUGGAAUGGGAAGAUGACGCUCCAGUGGCCAGCGCGAAGGGUUCUGGUUCUGGUGACGGGGACGGGGACGGGACGGGGCGUCUGUGGAGGACGGUGAUCAUCGGCGAUCAGGAAAACAGGAUCGACAUGCAGGUGAUCCGGCCGUUCCUGCGCGUCGUCACACAUGGAGGUUACUACGGUGAAGGCCUGAACGCCAUCAUCGUGUUCGCUGCCUGUUACCUGCCCGACAGCGGCUGUGCCGACUACAACUACAUCAUGGAGAACCUCUUUCUGUACGUGAUCAGCAGUCUGGAGCUGCUGGUGGCUGAAGACUACAUGAUCAUCUAUCUGAACGGAGCCACGCCGCGCCGGAGGAUGCCGGGCAUCAGCUGGCUCAAGAGAUGCUAUCAGAUGAUCGAAAGACGGUUAAGAAAGAAUCUGAAAUGUCUGAUCAUUGCGCAUCCCUCCUGGUUCAUCCGCACAGUUCUGGCCAUCUCUCGACCCUUCAUCAGCGUGAAGUUCAUGGAUAAGAUCCGUUACGUCCAGAGUCUGGAGGAACUGGCUCAGAUGGUCCCCAUGGAGCACGUGCAGAUCCCCGAGUGUGUGUUACAAUGGGAAGAGGAACGAAUCAAAGUGCAGAGAGAAAGGCUUGAUGAACAGCCGGCCAGGACAUCAGAAAGGCCGCCCUCAGUUGCAGCGGAGGCCUGUCCCUGAGGCGUCUGAUUGGACACUCCUGAAGUCUGGGAUUCAUCUGUGCAUGUCAUUUCCCAAAGAUGAUCCUUUCAAGAACAAUCAUGUGGACACACACACUCAUCAACAUUUCAAGACGCUGGUGUUUCUGACUCCGUGUCUAAAGGGAAGUGUUUUCUCACACCCUGACCUUUGACCUGGAUCCCUUCACAAGCGGAGUAAGUGUGAACGAGAGAAAACAGACGCUCAUGGACUCUCUUUUCUAAUACUAGUUUUGUUUCUGAACUCAAACCUCAUCUGGUGUAACAGUCGCUUGUGUUGUACAGGUGUAAAGCGUGCUGUUUGAAACACUGGGAAACAACGCAGCACUUUACAGGUUUAAAGUCAAUAUGAAAUCAUGUUUGUCUGCAUAAUCUUUAAUUGGACAACUUGCUAUGAAAACGACUUUGUUAGCCAAUCGCCAAAUAAUUAUUCAGUCAUUGUUUAUGGCUGCAGUAAUUCAUCCUUUCUUAAAAUCUAGUCAGUGUUUAAUGCAGUUAUUCAACGCUGGUUAACAAUGAGGUCAAACAUUUUCAAAUAAGGAUUUCUCUUGAUAUUCAUGUUGACUUUCAAACUGGGUAAAUGUGGCACAAGUGCGACAGCAUCAAUGUCAGGCGUCAUGUUCACUGUGACUGUAAUACACGUCUUUAAUAGUUCAGAUUCAGAAGGCAGGGGACACUCUCUCAAAGUCAAAGUAGCGUUUAUAGAACGUGUGUUCAAAGUCAUCUGCUCUUUAAUAAUGUCAUCAAAACAUUAUAUAUGCAUCGUUCUCGCAGUGUUUUUUCUGGAACGUUUAGUUGGACGUUUUACUAACAUUUUUUAAAUGUAACUACUUGGUUUAGAAUGUUCAGAGAAGUAACAUUCCAAAUGGAAUCUUCCCCUUCAUACUGUUACAUCGCUGUCACAUGACCGUCACAUGACCUCAAACAAUGAUUUUCAGUUCGAAUAUUUAACAUUCUUAAAAUCAAGAUACGUUUUUAAAGCUACUCUGUUUUCCUGAAUUAAGGAGUUAAUUAUCUCAGAAUUACGAGAUAAUUUUUCAUGGAAAAAGGGUUUUUGCUAUGUUUUUCUGAAUUAACGAGUUAAUUAUCUCAUAUAUUUUCUUGAAAAACAUUUUUUUCUCUGUUUUAUUGAUUAAUUAGUUGCUCAUAAUUUUUGAGAUAAUCAAGUCAUUAAUUCAGAAAAACGGAGCAAAAACUUUUUUCCAUGAAAAAUGAUCUCGUGAAAAAAGAUAAAAGUUAAAACGUUUUAACUUUUGACAGUGAAGA